GCUUAAAUUAGGGAGGCUUACUAGUAGAAUAUGCUUAACUUCUGAUGUUUGGACUUCUGGUACAAUUGAGGGAUAUAUUUCUUUGACAGCUCAUUAUAUAGAUGAGGAUUGGGAGUUACAAAGUAAAAUACUGAACUUUUGCCGUAUUCCUCCUCCACACUUAGGGGUUGUUUUAACAGAUAAUAUUAUGAAUUUCUUGCAAAAAAGGGGAGUUGAAAAGAAAGUUUUCUCAAUUACUUUGGAUAAUGCAAGUAGUAAUGAUAGGAUGAAGGAUAUCUUGGGGAACCAGCUUUGCGUGCAGAAUGUUUUGUUAUGUAGGGGUGAAUUUUUCCAUGUGCGAUGUUUUGCACAUAUCUUGAAUCUUAUUGUUCAAGAAAGAUUAAAAGCUACUAGUAUUGCUUUAAAUAAGAUUCGAGAUAGUGUGAAAUAUAUUAAAGCAACUGAGGCUAGAAGAAUCAAGUUUGGAGAACUUGUGGUACAAAUGGGAGUGAAAAGCUAAAUGGGGUUGAGAUUGGAUGUUUCCACUAAUGGAAUUCGACAUUUUUAAUGCUUGAAACGACGUUAAUAUAUCGUCCUGUGUUUGUGGCUUUAUCAACAAUAGAUCUCAAUUAUAAAUUUUGUCCAUCAGAUGACGAAUGGGAUAGAGGGCGAGGAUAUACAAGUUCAUGGAACCAUUUUAUGAUAUUACGACUUUAUUCUCGCGUUCUAAAUAUCAUACAACAAACUUGUACCUGAAAUGUGUAUGAGAAAUUCAGUUGCGUUUAAUUGAAGAGAGGAUAAGUGAGGAUGGAGUUGUUAGGAGCAUGGCAGAACAAAUGAUCCCAAAAUUUACAAAAUAUUGGGAUUCUUAUAGUCUUGUGUUGACGAUUGCAACUACUCUUGACCCACGUCUCAAGUUUCAGUUUGUGGAGUAUGCUUUCAAGAAAGUUUAUGAUUUAGCUACUACUACAUGGAAGUUGGAGGUUGUUAAGAAUAACUUGCAAAAGCUUUUUCAAGCUUACGAGGCUCAAUGUUCCAAAGAAGUUCCUGGCUCACCUUCAGUUGUUUCUCCUGCGAGUGGUCCUACUCUUGGUACGCGUGUAGAUCAUUCUUUUGAUUUUGACAACUAUGAGAGUGAUUUCAUUUCCACUAAGAAAUCCGAAUUAGAUCUUUAUUUGGGAGAGAUGAGGUUUGAUUGCAUCAAAUAUCAGAAUUUGGAUAUCCUCGAUCAUUGGAAGAACAAUCACGAUCGUUAGCUGGUACUUGCCAUGAUGACUCGUGAUAUCAUGGCAAUACCAAUAACAUCCGUUGCUUCGGAGUUCGCUUUUAGUAUUGGCAGUAAAGUGUUUAACAAAUAUCGAAGCUCACUUCGACCAAAAAAAUGCAGAAUCUUUGAUAUGCCCUCGGACUUGGCUAUAUGGAUAUGAGUUUACAGAUGAUGAUUCGGAUGAUGAUCUUGAUGUGCCAUUAACUAAUCCCGGGUCUGUGGAAUCAAGAGACUCUAUCACCUCCACUGUGGGAUGAACAUUUGUUGCCCUAAAAAUGUUUUGUGUUGAGCAUUUGAUUAUGUAUUUGUUUA
This is a messenger RNA of Pistacia vera, 1558 nucleotides long. Its product is annotated as zinc finger BED domain-containing protein RICESLEEPER 2-like. Lineage: Eukaryota; Viridiplantae; Streptophyta; Magnoliopsida; Sapindales; Anacardiaceae. The transcript is spliced from 3 exons. Gene Ontology annotation, molecular function: DNA binding. Bases 804 to 1235 code for a protein of 143 amino acids. The record is from RefSeq and is a predicted model, not a curated record.